AUGCGUCACCGCUGCCACGCUUCGCCAUGGUGUUUCCUGAAAGGUGGAUGGAAUCUCCAAGUUCGGCAUUUGGACGGCAGUGCCAAUCUGGAUGCGGUCAAGAAAGACGCAUUGGAUCCGUUUUGCCAAGAGAUUGAGAUGCUUGUUGAGGCGCGUGAGUACUACGAUGUCCUCAACUAUUGCGAGUAUCCGUUCGAUAAGGGUAUAUUGGAUAUUCAUAUCACUGUGGUGGAUGAAGGGGGAUAUCUCAAGGAACAGCAUGUCUGGAUGGCUGGGUAG
This is a messenger RNA of Pyrenophora tritici-repentis Pt-1C-BFP, 279 nucleotides long. NCBI's taxonomy places the organism in Eukaryota, Fungi, Ascomycota, Dothideomycetes, Pleosporales, Pleosporaceae. The record is from RefSeq and is a predicted model, not a curated record.